Messenger RNA from Alosa sapidissima (American shad), 5505 nucleotides. RefSeq names its product unc-51 like autophagy activating kinase 1a (gene ulk1a). Gene Ontology annotation, biological process: peptidyl-serine phosphorylation; axon extension; protein autophosphorylation. The record is from RefSeq and is a predicted model, not a curated record. NCBI's taxonomy places the organism in Eukaryota, Metazoa, Chordata, Actinopteri, Clupeiformes, Clupeidae. Gene Ontology annotation, molecular function: ATP binding; protein serine/threonine kinase activity. Bases 543 to 3338 code for a protein of 931 amino acids. The transcript has 28 exons. Gene Ontology annotation, cellular component: cytoplasm; autophagosome.
ACAUGUGUGUGUUGACAUGUCCGUUCUCAUAGUCGCUCAUGAAAUUACAAACAAUGCGCAUGCGCACACUGUGGUCAGACAGUAACCUAUCCAGCCUUUCCAUACUUUUGAGUGAAUGCGUCUGCAGGUGAAACACUCACCGCUACCUAACUAAAAGCGUCUACAAACUUAAUAAAAUAGUCGAUAUUCAGCUUUCUCAGCUCGAUAGACUACUUGUUUGAGAGUAUCGAAAUCCGGUAGGUUGCCAUUUGGGAUUGCUAACGCAGAUAUCAUCAACUACAUAGAAAACUUAAACCUCGUUGCAUCAUGUCAUUUUCAAUUUUUAAAAUAGACUGAAGGGGACAACCCCAUUUACAUGUCGGCACUUAUCAUGACAAAAAUGUACUCUUUUGGCGAGGGUCAGCCCAUGGAACGCAAGGGAAGAGGGCAAGUUUUCUUCUAUUUGAAAGUGGACGUGCACCGAAUUGUUACAAAGGAAGCAACAACAUCCUGAUUUUCCCUCUGGAUUUAUUUUAUUUAUUCUCUGUCUGGAGUCCUACGCCAUGGAGACUCUUGGAAAGUUUGAGUUUAACAGGAAAGACUUGAUCGGACAUGGUGCCUUCGCAGUUGUGUUUAGAGGAAGACAUAAGAAGAGGCAUGAUCUGGAGGUUGCCGUGAAGUGCAUAAACAAAAAGAACUUGGCAAAAUCACAGUCACUUUUGGGAAAAGAGAUCAAAAUAUUAAAAGAGCUGAAACAUGAGAACAUCGUUGGUCUUCUUGACUUUCAGGAGAUUUCGGGCUGUGUGUAUCUUGUCAUGGAGUACUGCAAUGGAGGUGACCUGGCAGAGUAUCUGCAGGCAAAGGGCUCCCUUCGAGAGGACACCAUUCGCCUGUUCCUGCAGCAGAUCGCUGGGGCCAUGAGUGUGCUCCGGAGCAAAGGCAUCAUCCACCGAGACCUGAAGCCGCAGAACAUCUUGCUGGCCUACAACACCAGCCGCAGGGCCAGCCCCAGCAACGUGUGCAUCAAGCUAGCUGAUUUUGGCUUUGCCCGAUAUCUUCAGGGUAACACCAUGGCUGCCACUCUUUGCGGCUCUCCUAUGUACAUGGCUCCAGAAGUGAUCAUGUCUCAGAAUUAUGAUGCUAAAGCCGACCUCUGGAGCGUGGGCACAAUUGUCUAUCAGUGCUUGACCGGCAAGGCACCCUUCCAGGCCAGCAGUCCACAAGAACUCCGCCUGUUCUACGAACGGAACCGGAACCUGACCCCUAGCAUCCCCCGGGAGACGUCUGGACCACUGAGACAGCUGUUGCUGGGGCUGCUGCAGAGAAGCCAUAAGGACCGCAUUGACUUUGAUGAGUUUUUCCAUCAUCCGUUUCUGGAGGCAGGCUCCUCAGCUAAGAAAUCAUCUCCAGUGCCCAUGCCAUCCCCAUACCCCAGCACUGGCUCUGGGAGCAGCAGCAGCAACUCCUCCACUCCACAUCUAACACCAACUCAGUCGGACGCAGAGACCCAGAGGCCCGGCCGUCUCCUCCUCCCCACCACGCCGCCUUCCCCUGACUCCCUGCUGAAAGACUACACCUCCUCUGAGCUGGAGGACUACGUCAUGGUUCCUGCACAGUUCACCAGUGAAAUUGUGUGUGAUGCAGCAGGAGGCCAACCUACUGACAGUCUAAUGCACAGCGGUAGUUUCCUGUUGGCUGCCGGAGCUUGUGCAGGCAGGACUCCUCCCCCCUCUCCUUCCUUACGCACCUCUCCACGCCCUGUCAGGCCUGCUGAGUUAUGUGGCAGUAGUUACAGCCAGUCUGUUCCCAUCCCUGUGCCCACUCAGAUUCACAACUACCAGCGUAUGGAGCAGAACCUGCACAGCCCCUCCAGGACUGCAUUACCCAUGCAGCACUGCUGUGGCAAAGCAGGAAGUCCCUCUCCUGUCACCUCAGAGGGAGAAGCUGCACCCAUCUACAGGAAGCUGUCAACCGGGGUCUGUCGGCCUAACCAGCCCUCACCACUGGUUGGCACCAUCCCUGAGAGACCUGAUCAGUCUUCUCCUCGGGGCACGCGGACUGGCAUGCAGGGGCGAGACCUGAGCCCUCAGUACAAAAUUCAGACCCGGGUGUCGGUCGAGCGCCACACAGACCUGGGAACAGAUGCCCCUCUGAGUCACAGGAAGAGAUCCCACAGGCAAAGCCCGGACCCCACUGUGCCUAAAUUUGACCUCCACAGACGGCCCAGUUCCCAGAAUCUCCUGGGGCCCCGCAUCCGCACUGUGCCCAACCUAAAGGAGCUGGAGGGCGGCCAGGGCACCGUGCCCACUCUCACCCGACACGCUGUGGACAGGAGAGAGUCUGUGAAGAGAUCGAUGAGCACAGGCCGCCUGUCAGAUAUGUUGCUGAAGGCUGUGUUUGGAGCACAGCUAGACCGUGGCAGCACAGACAGCCUUAAUAUGGAGAGACCUAUGGACACAACAGGGGUUGGAGGGAGUCCCUCACGGGCCAUCUUCACAGUGGGCUCCCCAGGCUCUGCCCCCUCUCCUCCACUGACCAGCAGGCCCAGACUCUUAACCGUGGGCUCCACCAGCCCGGUGAGCGCAGACUGGACCUACGGGGUUCGUCAGGCCCAGGCUGGAGUGCAGGGGGACGGCUGCGACUGCAACAUGGGCCCCCUGAGCAGAGGCGUCGCCUUUGAGCCCCCAGAGCUGCCGGAGGAGACUCUCAUGGAGCAGGAACACACGGAGGCACUAGGCCAUCUCCGCUUCAUCCUGGCCUUCUCCCACUGCAUCAUGGAGAUCGCGGCUGCAAAGGACUCUGGGAUUGAGACGUGCGAUGCCCCAGACGCCUCGUUCCUGGAACAGAGCGUAGUGGCUGACCAGAUCAGCUUGCUGAGCCGCGAAUGGAGCUAUGCUGAGCAGCUGGUCCUGUAUAUGAAGAGUGCUGAACUGCUGUCAUCUGUUAUACAUACUGCGAUGGAGGACAUCAAGCAGGGCAAACUCUACGCCUCCUGCUCCGUCAAACAGGUGGUGCGUAAGCUGAACGAGCUGUACAAGUCUAGUGUGAGUUCCUCUCGCUCUCUCAACGCCCGGCUGCAGCUCUUCUUCACCACCAAACAGAGGCUCAUGGACCGCAUCAACAGCAUCACGGCCGAGAAGCUCAUCUACGCCCACACAGUGAACAUGGUCCAGUCCACAGCCCUUGAUGAGAUGUUUCACCAGGGCGAGGCCUCGGUGGAGCGCUACCACAAAGCCCUGCUACUGAUGGAGGGGCUCACCUUCAUCAUCACAGAACCAGCAGACAUACACAACAUUGACAAGUGUAAACAGUGCAUACAAAGGCGCCUCUCUGCCCUGCAGCCUGGCACAUACGUGUGAAAAGAGGGCGUUAAUCCCCAGUUCAUCUCCUGUCUCUGCUCUCUCCUUCGCCAUCACAACCACAACCGCCAUUCUCUCCUCUCUGAAGUGUGUUGUGGCUACCUUAUGUUGACGAUCAUUUGAGAAGCUCUUCCACCUGGCACUGGUGAAGGUGAGGGACUAACACGUGCCAGUGAGAGCCUCAUCAAAGAAGAACACUUUGAUCACUCUCCUGGCAGCUGUGAUGUGGUGACCCAGGUGUGGGAGAGCACACUCUCAGCUUAUUCUUGGCAACCAGCUGUCUCCAUGGUAUCUUGGGAGAGUUCAUGAAGCCAUUUGGCUGCCACAUGCCGACUCAGUGUUACUGUAGGGGUGGGGGAUGGAAAAUCAGGGGUGUUUCUUUAUUAUAACCCAAGUCGACAGACCAGGAAAAUGGAAUCACAUUAAUAUUGACAGGGUAUGUCAAGGAGGGUUUUGACCAAAAUAUUGCCAAUGUGUAAUAGACAGUUGUUAGAGAGGAAGACAGUAUGAACUUUGAGUUGCAUCAUACGUUUGAUACUUGAUUUCUGUUAUACAUUGAAUCAAGCAAUAUUCUUUCCUUACAACCACUUGAAGCAUCAGAAUUAUCUACUAGAGUGCUGGGCGUUUCAAGUGGACUACAGAAUUGCACAACUCUUUUUGCAGUUACAAAUCUGCCCUAAUAUUUUAAUCUGCAUGCCGGUGUGUUUUGGAACCAAUGCACACACUGAAUGUUUGGCCAGAUUAAUUAAUGCUCAGUUGCAUUAAUUUGUGCAGUGUUUAAUGCAGAGUUGUUGAAUGUCAAGAAAGAUGUCCCUUUUGGAGUAAGUAUUGCAUGUCUAAUUAUGGGAGAAAUUAACAAAACAGCACUUUAUGCACUAAACCUACUGUGUUCAGAACUCCUUUGCCUCUUUUAUCCUGCUACUGCUUUUAGUCAAUCUGCCCGAUCAGGAAACAACAUGGCUGCCGUUUUCAGGCAGUAUCCCAUUAUAUGUAGCAUCCCAGGUUGUUGUUGUUUUUUUGUUGUAUUGUUUUUAUUGUUAUCCUCUGACUUUGUCUAGUACAUGCUUUGUUUAUCAUUUUAGUUCUAAUUUGAAACAGAUUUUAUUUAUUUAAUUUAGUUAUAGGUGUUUACAAUGUUUAAUUUUGCUUUGAUACCAAAAUAAUUCAUAUUUAAGUUUAGCUUUGAGUUUGGUGUGAGUUUUACUAUAUAGUUUGGAUAACUAUUUUAGGACACUCAUUGGGUAUAUUUGACAGGGUCUGUAUUCACGACUUUGUUGUAGGAAUGAAAUUGAAUGUAAUUUUCCAUAGUUGAACCCAUAACAAAAUCUAACAGAAUAAUAUUAUGUAGGCCUAUAGCAUGUAUCAUUGAAUAUGUAGAAAAUGUGGUGUUUUGCUUUUGUAUGCUGGUGAAAUCUUGGACAUUGUAACUCUUACCAAAGCAUCACGCCUACUGCCUCGCCUUAACAAAGCCAAGUUCCUUUGGUCUCAAAAAUGCAUGCUGUAUGCUUUGGGUAAUGCCGCCCUCUAGACACAAACACAGGUCCUGCCAUUUCUCCUGUGCGGGUGCGCGUGAAUGUGUGUGUGAGAGUCUGUGUGUGUAUGUCUCCCGUCUCACUCAAAUGCCUUCUCAAAAUCUGGGUUGACAAUCAAGAUAGGCUUGAGUGGUUGUACAGUAGUACUGUAACAGGACCUGCACGUUGAAAGUGUAAAUGGUACCUAUUUUUUUUGCACUAGUGCUGAAAUAUUCAUGUGUGCAGAUUAACAAGUAUGAUUGACCAUAUUUUUCAUUAAAAAUUUAAUAUUACCGAAACAGAUAUGAUCUGUUUCUUUUUUCCCCAUGAAAUUCUGCAUAUAAAGUGUUUUGUACUGUUGAGUGAUUUGAUUAUUGUGAGAGUGUUUUGACUGUUUUGUGAUGGGUUGUUUGUACUUGAGUUGUUAAUGAAUGUUUCUGACACAACCUGGAUGUAAGGAUGCACAGAACACUGUAAUAGUGACAACAAAAUGACAGCCUAAUGGUUUUAAUUAUCAGGCAAAAGAUAGAAGCCUAUUUGUAAAUUUACUGCUGCAGUAUUUAUAUUGUUUGUAUGUGUUUGUUUGAAACCAAAAUCAAUUUUGCAUUUUGACAUAUGUGUAUUUGAGUUGUUGAAAUAAAGAAGUUUGCUUUUUA